Messenger RNA from Torulaspora globosa, 867 nucleotides. Its product is annotated as class I SAM-dependent methyltransferase. Gene Ontology annotation, molecular function: methyltransferase activity. Lineage: Eukaryota; Fungi; Ascomycota; Saccharomycetes; Saccharomycetales; Saccharomycetaceae. The record is from RefSeq and is a predicted model, not a curated record. Bases 1 to 867 code for a protein of 288 amino acids. The transcript has a single exon.
AUGGCCGAACCGGACCACUCAACCUACAAGCAGGGCUACUCCACUCACACGGUCGCCAACCACCAGCGACGCACCGCAGAGGACGACGCCGCCUUUGUCCUUCCCCACAUCAACAGAAGGUCCGUUCUGUUGGACGUCGGCUGUGGCCCUGGCACCAUCACCUCCGGCUUUGCCAAGUACGCGCCCGAGGGCGCGGUCAUCGGAGUUGAUAUCUCCGCCGACGUGCUCGAGAAAGCCCGGGGGCUGGCGGCCGACGCCGGCAUCCCGGCCUCGGGCCCGGGCUCCGUCACUUUCGAGCUGGGUAACGUGCUCGACACACUCCCCUACCCGGAUAAUACCUUUGACGUGGUCUUCUGUUCGCAGGUGCUGGGCCACUUCCCGUCCGCAGACCAGGUUGUCAGGGCACUGACCGAGAUGCGGCGCGUGCUCAAGCCCGGCGGUCUGCUGGCCGCGCGCGAGGCGGCGUUCCAGCACUUCUCGCCCCAGGGGCUCGACCUCGACCGGCUCUGGACGCAGAACCUAGGCCGCGCGCUGCGCGGCCCGCAGGGCGGCAGCACCGAGAGCAUCGGUGCGGGCCUGCCUGCGUUGUUCCGCCGCGCCGGAUUUACCGACGACGGCGGCAAGAUGGUGGUGGGCGCGGGGACGUCGGUGAUUGCCGGCCGCGAAGCGCGGGGCUGGAUCGCCAGGCGCGCUGCGGGCCAGCUGCAGCCCGGUGACCCUUUCCGCCAGAGCUGGCUCCGCGCUGGCAUCACGCAGCAGGAGAUACAGGAGACGUUGCGGGCCGUGGAGACGUGGGCCGAGACGGAGGACGCGUGGUUUGUUGCGUUGCAGUGCGAGAUGCGGGCCUGGAAAGUAGCGCUUGACUGA